GGGAGCCUUUGAGGGGGGGGCUGCCUUGCUCCCCUUUUCCCCGCUGGACUCGCAGCAGCUGUUGGGGUCCGCUUGCAAACUUUCGCUCCGCGGCUUCGGUCUCCGGCGGGCAGCGGCGCGGCUCCUCCCUCGGGCUCCCCCCGAAGAAAAUCGGGAGUUUGCUCACGUUCCCCAAAAGUCGCGGUUCCGCCACGAAGGGCGUUUAUCCCGGAGCGGGACCAAGGGGUGGGAAGAGCAGCCGUGCCUGCCGCCGCAGAGCCGACUCUGGCCGGAUCCCAGCUGGUUCCUCUCCGCAGGAAGGGCGGGGCUGCCCCUCCCCGGGACGUGAGCGGCCAUGGCGACGAAGAAGAACCGGGGCUGCAAAGCCUUCUGCGCCAGCUGCUUUCUGGGCCUGUUCGGCUGCCGCUGGACUCAUAAGAAGGGCUUAAAGACAAGCAAGUGUGACUACGCCUGGUUCUUCCUGGUCUUUUGCAUCGGCCUCCUUGCCCUGGCGUGGCUCUACGUGGCCCUGGUCACACUCAAUGAUUUCCACAACUUCAACGAGUUCGCCUUCCAAAAGACAGGAUGGUGGCUGGAUUGGUCAGUGGUAAUGGUCUCUGUGACAGCCACCCUGGUCACCUACUGCUCUCUGCUGGUGAUUUUGGCACUCGGCCUCCAGCUGUGCCACCAACCGCUGAAGCUGCAUUGGCUCCAUAAGGGCCUCCUCAUCCUGACUCUGCUGAUAGCAGUGGCUGCUUUCGUGGGGCUGGAACUCCAGUGGUCGGAGCAGUGGGAGAGUGCCCACAUUGCUCUGCAGGCGACCGGGCCCUUCCUGCACCUUGGAGCUGUGGCGGGCUUGACGAUGCUUGCUUGGCCAGUAGCAACCUGCUUCUACCGCAUCUCCCAUGCAGCACUCCGGGGGCUUCUCCUGGUCUUGUAUCUGGGUGCGAUGCUGGCUUUAUACCUGGCCCCCCUGGGCAUCGACUCACCCUGCUUCCUGGAGCAGAGCCAGCUUCCUCCCAAACCGGCUCUGUUUGGGCACCGGGGGGCUCCCAUGCUGGCACCAGAGAACACCCUGAUGUCCUUCCAGAAGGCCAUCAGUUGUGGCCUCAGUGUCUUAGAAACGGAUGUCCGGGUGAGUGCCGAUGGGAUCCCUUUCCUCAUGCACGAUGAGACUCUUUUACGGACCACAAACGUCCAGGAGAUCUUUCCCACCCAAGGCCACGCCAAGGCCACCGCCUUCAACUGGACGCAGCUGCAGCAGCUGGAUGCAGGCAGCUGGUUUUUGCAGAAGCACCCCUUCCCUACAGCCUGGAGCCUCUCCGAGGAAGAUGCGGCCGAGGCCAGGAGGCAGCGCGUUCUGUCUCUGAAGGAGCUGCUGGCCGAGGCCAAGAGGCACCGGGUCUCCAUCAUGUUUGAUCUGAUGCCACUGGAAGACCCCCACUACAAGCGCCUGGUCAACAUCACAGUGGAGACCAUCCUCAAAUCGGGCAUCGACCAAGAGCUGAUCCUCUGGCUGCCUAAUAAGUUUCGGAUGGAUGUGAGGCAGUCAGCACCCAGGUUCCAGCAUAUCUAUGGCCUGGAAAGUUUGGACAACAAGACCGGAAAAUUCCCACGAGUCAACCUGGCUUACCAAAAACUGAGCAGCAGAGAAAUCAGGGAAUACCACCGUAACAAUGUCUCGGUCAACCUGUUUGUGAUCAACGCUCCAUGGCUCUUCUCCGUCCUGUGGUGCGCUGGGACAACUUCGGUCACCACCAAUGCCUGCCAAGUGCUUCAGAAGAUGCAGCAUCCCCUCUGGCUACUGCCUCGUGCCACCUAUCAAAUGAUCUGGAUUGUGGCCGACUGCGUCUCCCUCCUGCUGGUUCUCUCGGCUUUCUUGCUGCUGAAAAGACGGUCUCGGAAAAAGGACUCGAGAGGUUCCAGCUCCGAUGUGCUCCUGACAAAGAUCCACAGCCUCUUGUCCGAGUGAGGUUGAAGCGGUCAGAAGCUCUGGGCUGUGCCCCUCCCCCCCGCAACUCGCUAGUCUUGGCAGGACUCUCCUCUUUCAAACGCUUCGCUGGGAAGGAACAGGCCGUCCUCCGUGUCUGGUGUCUGCUGGCAGCGGCUGCUGGGAUCCAUUUCAGGGGCCUCUGUUGCACAGCCCUCAAAAGGAGCAGCUAGCAGGCUGCGUGCUGCAUUUCGUCUUGGAGAGCCGAACCCGGAGCCUUCCCACAUCCUGGAGCUACUGCUAGAGCUUCAGGAGAGAAUUAGGGAGCUACCGCCUCUCCUGCGGGACACGGUUUCUUGAUGGGGGGGGCUGGGAGGGAUGUUGGAAGUGCCCAAUAAAGCUCUUUGUACAGGCUGGGAAACCCGGAGCUGCUGUGACGACUUCUUCCUCUCCCAGGCGGCCCAAAUAAAGCAGGAGGGGUGGGGGACGGACGGCACCCUUUCAAUGCACAGCUGCCCCCGUGUUCCACCUCUAGCGGCUUCCUGGCCCAGCCUGUGUGCUGGCCGUCUAGCUGAGUUCAGAGGCUCCAGGGUGGGGAAAGCAGGCUAACCUCACGUGAGUCAGGGGUCUUGGCCCCAACGGCUACAUUCCUUCCCGUGUGGAAGUGUGUCGGAUUGCAGGUUCAGCCCCGAGGUUUUUUCCAGGAACAGCCUUCAACGGCAGAGCGUGCAAAACAACAACACCCAGCAGGCGAGUGCCAGAGGCUGCUUCUUUUAGGAACAAAGUGCUACCUUCUGUCUUGCGUGUUAAUAAUUCACUUUUUCUUAUUAAAAAAACCGAGCAGCCGCUCUUUUGCUUCAAGCGGUGAUGAUGUAACAGGAAGUGAAUUUAUACUGAUUUUAAAAUGGACUGGGGUCAAAAGGUUCACAGAAAUUGAUUGGGAAAACUCUAGUUGGGCGAGGUGCCUCGUGACAGGUGAUCUCUUUAUUCCAAGAAAAAGUGUGCCUUGUUCUAAGAAAUAUUUAGCAGCCCGGCAUUCAAACGGUAUCAAUCAAUCUAUUAACUCGUGAGUCAGGCGGAGAAAGUUCAUUCAGGUAGCAGCCUUAAUUAGAAAAAUUAGGGACCUGAAAAUGGAGUAAUUGGAAGCACACUGCUUCUAGCGAUAAAACGUACCCACAUACCAGCAUAAGCCAGUUUAUAUGGAACCCGGAAAACAGGAAAAUCUCUCUUAGCCAAGGGCCUCCUGCCCCAAGAAUUUCCUCCAGGGCCAAUGUGGCUGAAAGCUCCCAGCAUGCACCAAGAGCUUUGCCAGAACAAAGCAGGAAAGCAAGGCCACCAGGCACAUUUCACCACAAUGGUUAUACCUCACCUGAGCCGUGAACCCUGGUUGCAAACCCCCAACGUUCAGCUCACGUGGGCCCCAACCCAACAAAGCUCACUGCAUGAGGGUGAGCAGCUCUUCCAUUAUCAGGAACAAUGCCCAGGAACCCACAAACCACCAAGGAAAUGGGGAGCAACAUGGACCUGCUGUCAUGAGGGCCGAUAACUUGUAGGGGCAGUGCUUGCUCCUACCCUUCUGUCCAAGGGGGUCAGUCUCUUGGCUAUUUAAGCUUUCCUGCACUGCAACCCUCGACCAGCAGGGGGCACUGUCUCCGAUUCAGCAGGAAAACCAGUUUGUCCAGAAGAGAAAUGUUGGGGUCUUUCCAUUGUUUCUCUGGAACUGGAAAUGUUAAGUCACUGAAUCCAGGACUUUCUAAGUGAAACGACGCAGAGCCUUGAGCUAAGGGAGAGAGGCAGAGGUCCCUUCUGUGAUCUCCAGAACAUCUGGGGGAUUCCCAAAGGCCCAGAGGUGGGUUGCUGCCAGUUCGGCCUGGAUCGGCCAAACCGGUAGUAGCAGUGGCCGGAGGCUCCCACCCACCCGGAUGCUUCUGCACAUGCCCGAACCGGUAGUAAAAAAAAUCAGCAACCCACCUGUUCCCUGCCAAACCUCUCUUGCAGACUCUCAAUGGGAAGCACAAGACGGGAGACGGAGGAUUAUAAAGGUUUAUUUGUCACAUUUUGCCCUCCAGCAAAUCCACAAAAAUUGGGGGGAGGGAGGCUGGGGCAAGGGUGGGGGAGAGAGAGAAUGCCUGGACAGAGAUCCUGUCGCAGGAGGGGACAGAGCCUUUAUUUGGGGGGGGGGAGUCAAGCCCUGGGGGGAGGUCCAGCAGCUCCUCUCUAGGCCCCCCCAAGGGACAGGCAGAAGAGCUCCAACCCCACACUAGGCACACACACCCCUCAUUCUACUCUGGAAAGAGGCCAGCCGACGGUUCUUCCUCAGCCAGGCCCAGAUGAGAACCUCCAACCCCCCACCCCCCCCAGGCUUUGGGGACCCCAAGGCAAAGCCAAUCUCAUGCAAGCAGAAUGGAUGUCUACCUGCAGGAAGGCACCCUUGGAUCCCUGCCAACAUCCUGGUGGAAACAGCUCAUCAAGCCCCCAAUAUCCUCGCCUAUCUUGUCCUGCAUCCCAUCGCUCAGGCCACAGAAGCCACGUUAUUGCCUUCAUCUUCCCUUCAGAGGAGAAAGAGGCUCUCCUUGAAAAGCAGGGGACCCCAAAAGCACUGGGGGGGGAGGGUGUGCAGCAGGGGAGGUUCCUCCUUUACACAGGGCAGAGAUGACUAAAAGCCACGACAAUUAGAGCAGCUGUUAACGGGGGAAAUUAGAGGCCUGCAAAUCUUUACAGACCGACAACCCCCCCCCCCUCCCACCGCCCGAUAUUCAGAUUGCGACUUACAUCUUUCUCUCUGGUCCCAAAGGUGCCUCCCCCCCCCCCCCCAAAGGCAACUGGGCUUCCUUGGUUUUC
Molecule: messenger RNA, 4750 nt
Organism: Thamnophis elegans (Western terrestrial garter snake)
Lineage: Eukaryota; Metazoa; Chordata; Lepidosauria; Squamata; Natricidae
Gene: GDPD2
Product: glycerophosphodiester phosphodiesterase domain containing 2
Exons: 16
Coding region: 335-1951 (538 amino acids)
Biological process (GO): lipid metabolic process
Cellular component (GO): membrane
Molecular function (GO): glycerophosphodiester phosphodiesterase activity
Source: RefSeq, a predicted model, not a curated record